CACCACAGUAUUUUCCUAACUUCAUAAUUCCCCUCAUCUCUCUCUCUCUCUCUAGCUUUCUCUCUCUUCUGCACCUGAGGGAAUCAAUCAGAUCAUCGUUUCCUAGAUUUUCCCACUCUUUCCAGCACUCUAUCGACCCCAUUUUCUCGCUCUCAGACAAACGCGCACGCAGACUCACUUCGAGCUCCGGGUCCUAUCGAUAUCGAUCACCAGGUUCUUCGAUCGAUUUUCUUUCCACAACCUAGCCGCUACUCUUCUCGCACACUCCAUUUUAUCUCGCAGCCCUCCCUGCACGAACCGUACUCAGUUCGAAGUAGCGGUACGGUUAGUGCAGCUGGUUACGGAGACGUAACUGAACGAACUGGAGCGGAACUGAGUGUGUAUGAAUGCUUGAUUCGAGGCUUGAUGAGGUUUUAGGGCUGAGUGGGUGUGUGAAUUUGGGGGUGAGUGGGGGAGGGAAGGUGUGGUUGGAUGAAAUUGAUGAAUGGAAAGCUUUGGUUUUGAGAAUGGGUGAGUCAAAGACUGGCAGCGGUGUUUAGUUUUCGUUUUUAGGGUGAUGUCGCAGACGGAUAGGAUGGCUUCGGAUCUUAGCAGGACUGGCCCCGUCGAAAGGGAUAUCGAGCAGGCCAUUACUGCUCUCAAGAAAGGGGCAUACUUGCUGAAGUAUGGAAGGAGGGGGAAGCCCAAGUUUUGUCCAUUCCGGCUUUCCAAUGAUGAGUCCGUCCUAAUAUGGUUCUCGGGGAAAGAGGAGAAGCACCUGAAACUAAGCCAUGUGUCUAGAAUAAUUUCUGGACAACGCACUCCAAUAUUUCAAAGGUAUCCACAGCCUGAGAAGGAGUGUCAAUCAUUUUCGCUCAUAUAUAAUGACAGAUCACUGGAUUUGAUUUGCAAGGAUAAAGAUGACGCUGAGGUAUGGUUUAGGGGUUUAAAAGCAUUAAUCUCACGUUGCCAUCACCGUAAAUGGAGAACAGAAUCAAGGAGUGAUGGAGUUCCUUCCGAAGUAAAUAGUCCUAGAACAUACACACAAAGAAGUUCUCCUCUGAACUCUCCAUUUGGUAGUAAUGAGAGCUUGCAGAAGGAUAUUGGAGAUCACCUUCGCCUUCAUAGUCCAUAUGAAAGUCCCCCGAAGAAUGGCUUUGAUAAAGCAUUAUCAGAUGUGAUAUUGUAUGCUGUUCCCCCCAAAGGUUUCUUCCCUUCAGAUUCUGCUAGUGCUUCUGUCCAUUCUGUGUCAUCAGGAGGCUCAGAUAGUGUACAUGGUCACAUGAAGGCAAUGGCGAUGGAUGCUUUUAGAGUUAGUCUAUCAAGUGCUGUUAGCUCAUCAAGCCAAGGUUCUGGUCAUGAUGAUGGUGAUGCCCUGGGUGAUGUUUUUAUUUGGGGCGAAGGCAUAGGGGAUGGUUUUCUGGGUGGUGGAACUCAUAGAGUUGGGUGUGGCUCUGGUGUCAAAAUGGAUUCUUUGUUGCCUAAAGCCUUAGAAUCUGCAGUAGUCCUUGAUGUCCAGAACAUUGCCUGUGGUGGACAGCAUGCUGCCUUAGUCACUAAGCAAGGAGAGAUUUUCUCCUGGGGGGAGGAAUCUGGAGGCAGGCUUGGGCAUGGAGUAGACUCUGAUGUUUUGCAACCAAAGCUAAUCGAUGCCCUUAGCAGUACGAACAUUGAGCUUGUAGCUUGCGGUGAGUACCAUACAUGUGCUGUAACACUUUCUGGUGAUCUGUACACAUGGGGUGAUGGAACUUUCAAUUUUGGUCUUCUUGGCCAUGGAAAUGAAGUGAGCCACUGGGUCCCAAAGAGAGUAACUGGGCCUUUGGAGGGCAUACAUGUCUCAUCAAUCUCUUGUGGACCCUGGCACACUGCUGUUGUAACAUCUGCAGGUCAAUUGUUUACUUUCGGAGAUGGCACAUUUGGUGUUCUUGGCCAUGGAGACCGGAAGAGUAUUUCAAUACCAAGGGAAGUGGAAUCCCUUAAGGGGCUCCGCACAGUCCGAGCAGCUUGUGGUGUUUGGCAUACUGCUGCAGUUGUAGAAGUCAUGGUUGGGAAUUCAAGUUCUAGCAACUGCUCUUCAGGAAAGCUGUUUACUUGGGGAGAUGGAGAUAAAGGUCGACUUGGGCAUGGUGAUAAGGAAGCCAAACUUGUGCCUACCUGUGUUGCUGCUCUUGUUGAACCCAAUUUUUGUCGAGUUGGGUGUGGACAUAGUAUAACUGUUGCCCUUACAACCUCUGGCCAUGUCUAUACAAUGGGCAGUCCUGUUUAUGGCCAGUUAGGGAAUCCCCAAGCUGAUGGGAAACUCCCUGCUCGUGUUGAAGGAAAGCUCUCCAAGAGUUUUGUGGAGGAGAUAGCUUGUGGUGCUUACCAUGUUGCGGUUUUAACUUCAAGAACUGAAGUCUAUACUUGGGGCAAGGGAGCAAAUGGUCGUUUAGGUCAUGGGGAUAUAGAUGAUAGAAAUUCCCCAACAUUAGUAGAAGCUCUGAGAGAUAAGCAAGUCAAAGGUAUUACCUGUGGUACUCAUUUUACAGCAGCUAUAUGCCUUCACAAGUGGGUCUCCGGAGUUGACCAGUCUAUGUGUUCUGGCUGUCGCCUGCCAUUUAACUUUAAAAGAAAACGUCACAAUUGUUACAAUUGUGGACUUGUUUUUUGUCAUUCAUGCAGCAGCAAGAAGUCUCUCAAGGCUUCUAUGGCACCAAAUCCCAACAAACCCUAUCGCGUUUGUGAUAAUUGUUUCAGUAAACUAAGGAAAGCUAUUGAAAGUGAUGGUUCUUCUCAUUCUUCAGUGAGCAGAAGAGGAAGUAUCAAUCAAGGUUCACUUGAGUUCAUUGAGAAAGAUGAGAAAUUGGAUUCCAGAUCUCGUGGACAACUUGCUAGAUUGUCUUCAAUGGAGUCCUUGAAGCAGGUGGAAAGCCGAUCUUCUAAGAAAAACAAGAAACUAGAAUUUAACAGCAGUCGGGUCUCACCUAUUCCAAAUGGAGGUUCCCAGUGGGGAGCACUUAAUAUUUCUAAAUCUUUUAAUCCAGUGUUCGGGUCGUCCAAAAAGUUUUUCUCAGCGUCUGUUCCUGGAUCAAGAAUUGUUUCUCGAGCAACAUCCCCGAUAUCAAGGCGGCCCAGCCCACCUCGUUCAACAACACCAACCCCGACUCUGGGUGGACUUACCUCACCAAAGAUUGUUGUGGAUGACACAAAAAGAACGAAUGAUAGCCUCAGCCAGGAGAUUGUUAAAUUAAGAUCACAGGUGGAAAAUCUCACUCGCAAAGCCCAACUUCAAGAAGUUGAGCUGGAAAGAACAACUAAACAACUAAAGGAAGCAAUAACAUAUGCAGGGGAGGAAACUGCAAAAUGCAAAGCAGCAAAGGAAGUCAUCAAGUCGCUUACUGCCCAGUUGAAAGACAUGGCUGAAAGGCUGCCUGUGGGAGCUGCUCGGAGCAUCAAAUCACCUUCUCUUGCUUCCUUUGGUUCCAGUCCCGCUUCCAAUGACGUUUCUAAUGCUUCUAUUGACCGAAUGAAUGGUCAAGCAGCAUUCCAAGAACAAGACUCAAUUGGAUCAAACAUCCAGCUGCUUAAUGGAUCAAGCACCAACAGUAAACUUAGUUUAGGUCCCAACAAACAAUCCCAUCCAGACCCAACAGCUAGAAAUGGAAGCAGAAUGAAAGAAAGUGAAUCUCGUCUUGACACUGAAUGGGUCGAGCAAGAUGAGGCUGGCGUGUAUAUUACACUUACAUCCCUACCAGGAGGUGCCAAGGAUCUUAAGCGUGUUCGCUUCAGUCGGAAGCGGUUUAGCGAGAAAGAAGCAGAACAGUGGUGGGCAGAGAACAGGGCGAGAGUAUAUGACCAAUACAAGGUACGCAUGAUUGACAAGUCAAGUAUUGGCGUGGGAAGCGAGGACUUGGCUCAUUAACAUUUGGUAAUUGUCAUCUGUAAAUGAAAUUAUCUUUUCCACAUUACAGCUUGACUUAUUGAGAGGUCAUACUAAUUGAUUAGAUUUGGCUACCAUCUGCUUUUGAAGUUUGAGGGAAGCAAGGUUUGGUAUAAGGAGAGAGUCAGAGGGGUUUGAAAAUCUGUUUUUGGUAUUUCCGCUAUUUUUUUUUUUUCCUAUGAUAUUUUUUCAACUUGAUUUUUACCUUCCAAUUUUUUCCCUAUAUGUGCCUUGUGUGGGGGUUGAGAGUGAGAAAUGUAAAUUUGUAGAAGGUUGCGGGCUCUUGUGGCUACCAUGUAAAUUUCAUAAACAAAAUAUCUGCAGGUAUUUUUCUCUCUACA
This is a messenger RNA of Juglans regia (Persian walnut), 4239 nucleotides long. Its product is annotated as PH, RCC1 and FYVE domains-containing protein 1-like. The record is from RefSeq and is a predicted model, not a curated record. The transcript is spliced from 9 exons. NCBI's taxonomy places the organism in Eukaryota, Viridiplantae, Streptophyta, Magnoliopsida, Fagales, Juglandaceae. Gene Ontology annotation, molecular function: metal ion binding. Bases 557 to 3880 code for a protein of 1107 amino acids.